Molecule: messenger RNA, 1845 nt
Organism: Peniophora sp. CBMAI 1063
Lineage: Eukaryota; Fungi; Basidiomycota; Agaricomycetes; Russulales; Peniophoraceae
Source: the annotation of a GenBank genome assembly
AUGUCGGCAGAGGACGCUUUCGACGGUGCCAUCGGCAUCGACCUCGGCACCACCUACUCUUGCGUAGGUGUCUGGCAAAACGACCGUGUCGAGAUCAUCGCCAACGACCAGGGUAACCGCACGACGCCCUCGUACGUCGCUUUCUCGGCCGAGGAGCGCCUCAUUGGCGAUGCGGCCAAGAACCAGGCCGCGAUGAACCCGAAAAACACCGUCUUUGACGCAAAACGCCUCAUCGGUCGCCGCUUCGACGACCCCGACGUGAAAAAGGACAUGACACACUGGCCGUUCGAGGUGACGGAGAAGGACGGAUCGCCGAUGAUCAAGGUCGAGUACCUCGGCGAGGAGAAGACGUUCUCGCCCCAGGAGAUCUCCGCCAUGGUCCUCACCAAGAUGCGCGACAUCUCCGAGGCGAAGCUCGGAAAGUCGGUCAAGAAGGCCGUCGUCACCGUUCCCGCCUACUUCAACGACUCCCAGCGUCUGGCAACCAAGGAUGCUGGUGCCAUCGCCGGUCUCGACGUCCUCCGUAUCAUCAACGAGCCCACCGCCGCCGCCAUCGCCUACGGUCUUGACCAGCAGUCCAAGACUGAGCGCAAUGUCCUCAUCUUCGAUCUUGGCGGAGGUACUUUCGAUGUCUCCCUCCUCAACAUCUCUGGUGGUGUCUUCGCCGUCAAGGCCACCGCCGGUAACACCCACUUGGGUGGUGAGGACUUCGACAACGCCCUCCUUGAGCACUUCAAGAAGGAGUUCCAGCGCAAGACCAAGCUCGACAUCUCCGACGACGCCCGUGCUCUCCGCCGUCUCCGUUCCGCAUGCGAGCGUGCCAAGCGCACUCUUUCCUCGGUCACUCAGACCAACGUCGAGGUUGACUCGCUCUACCAGGGUGAGGACUUCUCCUCCAACAUCACCCGUGCCCGCUUCGAGGAGAUCAACGCCGCCAUGUUCAAGUCGACCAUGGAGCCCGUUGAGAAGGUCCUCAAGGACGCGAAGAUCCCCCGCGAGAAGGUCGACGACAUCGUUCUCGUUGGUGGCUCGACCCGUAUCCCCAAGGUCCAGUCGCUCGUCUCCGAGUUCUUCGGUGGCCGCCAAUUGAACAAGUCGAUCAACCCCGACGAGGCUGUCGCAUACGGUGCUGCCGUUCAGGCCGCCGUUCUCACUGGCCAGACAUCCGAGAAGACGCAGGACCUGCUCCUCCUCGACGUUGCACCACUCUCGCUCGGUGUUGCCAUGCAGGGUGAUGUCUUCGGUGUUGUCGUUCCCCGCAACACCCCCAUCCCGACGAACAAGUCGCGUACCUUCACCACCGUCGAGGACAACCAGACGACGGUUACCUUCCCUGUGUACGAGGGUGAGCGCACACAGUGCCGCGACAACCGCCUGCUCGGCGAGUUCGAGCUCACCGGUAUCCCGCCUAUGCCCCGUGGCCAGGCAGAGCUCGUCACCACCUUCGAGGUCGACGCCAACGGUCUCCUCAAGGUCUCCGCAAUGGACCGUGCUUCGGGCCGCAAGGCAUCGAUCAGCAUCACCAACUCUGUCGGCCGUCUCUCGAGCGCCGAGAUCGACCAGAUGAUCAAGGACGCCGAGCAGUUCAAGCAGGCCGACAAGGACUUCAGCGCCCGCCACGACGCCAAGUCUAACCUCGAGGCGUACAUCCACCAGGUCGAGAGCACGAUCACCAGCCCGGAGAUCGGCAUGAAGCUCAAGCGCGGUGCUAAGGCGCAGGUCGAGGCUGAGCUUGCACGCGCGCUCGAGAAGCUUGAGAUCGAGGACAGCACCGCGGACGAGCUCCGCAAGGCUGAGCUCGGUAUCAAGCGCGCGCUCCAGAAGGCGACCGCUGGUCUCCGAUGA